Messenger RNA from Oreochromis aureus, 1203 nucleotides. Its product is annotated as hemicentin-1-like. Lineage: Eukaryota; Metazoa; Chordata; Actinopteri; Cichliformes; Cichlidae. Bases 58 to 1116 code for a protein of 352 amino acids. The transcript is spliced from 8 exons. The record is from RefSeq and is a predicted model, not a curated record.
ACUGUUGUCAUUCUUUGUUCAUUUUCCUAUCCUGACAAACACGUAGUACAGGAAGUCAUGUGGGGACACAAUAAAAAUAUUUUUGCAGGUCCGUUCAUUUAUCACAGUGGCUCAAAUAGCUCUUCACGAUUUCAGUAUGUUGGUAACAAACGGAAUAACUGUUCACUGCAAAUACACCAAGUGGAGCAAGGUGAUAAAGGAAAAUAUGCCUUUAGAUUUACAACCAACUCCACAAAGGGCCAAUGGACUGGUAAAAGUGGGUCAACACUAAAAAUUGUUGAUUUUAACAUUUCCAUGACGAAACUCAAAAGACACGAAUCAAUCCAGGAAGGCGACUCUGUGAAUCUUACUUGCACAGACAGAUGUGAUGCUGGCAACUUCUCAUCUGUCUUCACCUGGUUUAAGAAUGGAGAAUACCUGCAGGAUGGACGAGUGCUUCAAUUAGGAAAUGUCUCCUUCACAAACUCUGGAAACUACACUUGUUCUCUAAAAACAAGCACAGGAACAACUUCAGGAGUCCUACAUGUUGAUGUUGAAUACGGCCCCAGGAACACAUCAGUUUCUGUCACACCAUCAACAGAGACCCUGAUCUGCCACAGCCAUGCAAACCCAGCAGUGGAGAACUAUACCUGGUUUAAAAUAUAUAAUGAUCACAUUUCAGCAGCAGGACACCAACGUGAACUACAUUUGAAGAAGGAUUUUCAGGGCGAUCACAACUAUUUCUGCAUGGCUACAAACAAAUACGGGAGUCACAACUCCUCUACAGUGCUGUUAAGGGGCAAAGUAUACUGGUGGACAGGCACCACAGAUCAGAUUGCUAUCUGUACUUCUAUUGCUGCACUCCUCAUCGUGGUCACUGUUGUUGCCAUCAGAAGACAGUGCACAAAAAGGACAGAGUCACAAGAAAAUGAAAAUGAGAAUACGCACUACUGCAACUAUCCCGUGGUUGACAUGAGCCAGUCAGAAGAGGAAGAAGUCAUGCACUCAACGAUCGUUUUUAAAAGCAGAACAAAAGCAUGCGUGGAGCAGAAGAUGGACUCUACUAAUGAUGAUGACUGUACCAUUUACAGCACACUGUACAGCCAUCACCCAGUGCCUGCAGGAGCCUGCAUGUAGACUUCAAAUGUCAGCGGAACAAGCCUGCUGUGCUGAGGGCCACUUGUUCUGAUGUAUGAAAGGAUCUGCUGCUCCAGUGCUUCUACU